AUGAUUAAAUUAGUAUGUACUCUUGUUAUUCAAUUCAUUAGUUGUAGUAGAAGGCAAUGUUGUGGUCACCAUCACUGUUUAGAUAAUCAGCCAAUUUUAGUUAGGGCUUAUGAAUUGCCAUCUAAAAGUCAAGUAGGGAGAACAGAUUGUUUUGAAGGCCGAAAUUUUAAAGAUUAUAUGGAUUCUACUUCAAGUUGGAACUUUGGUGUAUUUUUCAUGAAAACAAUAAAUUCAACAAAUGAAAAAAUAUUUAAUGCUGGAGAAAUUUUAAAAAUUAUAUGGGAUACAAUUGGUGGGCGUGAUAAAUCCAAAUUGGCCCUAUUUGUUGCUUCCAGCCUUCAUAAUACUUCUAAUUAUAAGGUAUUUGAAGAAGCGGAUAAUUCGUCGGAUCGAUAUAAGUCGAGGGGAUUGUUAAUGAUUCGAGGAAAGGAAAAUUACAAAUUAUUAAGCCAUUUAUCUGCAACAAAACAUGAUUACAUGUGUGACCCAAAAAGGCUUUCUUCCGUUAAUGAAUUUGCAAUACGUGAUACUAUUGAAUUUUGGGAGUAUAAAAUGGAGCAUAAUUAUACUUUUAACAAUAUGAUGAAGUCAUUUAAAAUAAAAAAUUGGAUGGAAAAUAGGUGGGAGACACCCGAUAUUAAGAACUGGAGAGAAAUGUAUGAAAAGCUGAAACUUGUAUAUUUUAAUGAAUAA
Vairimorpha ceranae is the source of this 693-nucleotide messenger RNA. RefSeq lists its product as hypothetical. NCBI's taxonomy places the organism in Eukaryota, Fungi, Microsporidia, Nosematidae. The transcript has a single exon. The record is from RefSeq and is a predicted model, not a curated record. Bases 1 to 693 code for a protein of 230 amino acids.